CAUCCUCCAAAUUGACACCACCGUCUUCUUAUAGCUUGUAUGUCAAUACUUAGAUAAACAGUGCAUUUCUGAAGAUACAAGGGAACAGAAGAUAAGAAGAAAUAGGACAAAAUGAAGGGUCUUUUGGUGUUCCUCUUGCUUGUGGUUUCGACGUUAGCAGAACCUCCUAUUGAUAACAGAUAUCUUCCGCCACAAAGUUUCAGUUCUUCCCCUUCGCAAGCAUACGGCUUGCCAGGAUUUGGUGGUCAAAGGCAGAGCGGUGCUGGGUUCAGAGGACGUCUUUCUGCAACCUACGGCGCUCCAUCCAGAUCUCAAUCUCUCUCCAACCAAUACAUACCUCCCCGAUCAUCAAAUCAGUACCAAGCAGCCUCUUCCUCGUACCAAGCGCCAACCUCCCAGUACCAAGCUCCCACCUCCCAGUUCCAAGCACGCUCCUCCCAGUAUCAGGCCCCCUCCUCCCAGUAUCAAGCACGCUCUUCCCUGAACCAAGCAUCUUCCUCGUACCAAGCACCGUCAUCUCAGUAUGGAUUGCCGAACCAAGCUUUAGGAUCAGCUGGUUCUUAUGCUGCACCUUCUCAAGAAUAUGGAUUACCUGGACUAGGAAGAGGAGGCAGCCAAGGCUUGCUUGGGGGGAAUGAAUUCAGCCAAAGUAGGCAAUACCUACCACCAGGUGGCAGGAGUGGCUAUGAUGAUGGUAGUAACGGAGCACCCGCAAACUACAACUUUGAAUACAUGGUCCUAGAUCAGUAUUCGGGCAACGAUUUCGGUCAUCGGGAGUCCAGACAGGGAGACCGCGCUGAGGGAGUUUACUAUGUGCUGUUACCAGAUGGAAGGAAACAGACGGUACAAUACGAGGCUGACCAAGAUGGAUACAAACCACGAAUCUCGUACGAAGACACAGGGCGCCGCGCAAGCGUAGGCUACGACAGAAACAGCCAGGCUUACAGCAGUAACCAGUACGAAAAUGGACCCUAUUAAGUAGUACAUAAAACUUAAAAUUGAUUGUCAUGACUCUUGUAGACUUCUUAGGCUGAGAUUCAGACACUGUUAAAACGAGACAGUGUUAUAGAACUGGCAUAAAUCUGUCUCGUUUUAACUGAAACUUAACUCUAUAGGUCUCAGUUUUAGACCCCAAGGUUUGCGCCGUCCCUUUUUGCCUAUGGUCUUCUCAAAUUGAAAAAUAUUUAUACUUGCCAUUUUUUUUAUUUCGAAAUUUUCACUUUUACCUACUUACUUAGGCAAUUUUCUAUUUUUAAAGUAAAUUAUUUGUACCAACGACUUAGCAAUGAUAAUGGACUUGGAAUAGUAUUUAUUUUGAGUAAGUAAAUAAGAAAAAAAAACUUUCUAAGUUUUUAUUAGGUAAAUACUUCUGUACAACUUUGCGAGGAAAUAAUAUAAUCAUACAUUUAAUUAGAUUCCCCAUAUUUUCUAAAAAUGUUAUUUGUUAAGAAAUGAGGCCAGUGAUACCAAAUUCUUUUCCAUAUUUUUGUAUAUUUUGUCUCUUAUUAUGUGUUAUCUAUGCAAU
Maniola jurtina (meadow brown) is the source of this 1525-nucleotide messenger RNA. Its product is annotated as pro-resilin-like. The transcript has 7 exons. Bases 112 to 978 code for a protein of 288 amino acids. The record is from RefSeq and is a predicted model, not a curated record. Lineage: Eukaryota; Metazoa; Arthropoda; Insecta; Lepidoptera; Nymphalidae. Gene Ontology annotation, cellular component: extracellular matrix.